Molecule: messenger RNA, 2208 nt
Organism: Penicillium angulare
Lineage: Eukaryota; Fungi; Ascomycota; Eurotiomycetes; Eurotiales; Aspergillaceae
Product: kinetochore-associated Ndc80 complex subunit NDC80
Exons: 2
Coding region: 1-2208 (735 amino acids)
Biological process (GO): attachment of mitotic spindle microtubules to kinetochore
Cellular component (GO): Ndc80 complex
Source: RefSeq, a predicted model, not a curated record
AUGUCGCAAGAUACUGGAUUGUUUAGUGUCAGGCGCCCGGGUCCUCGAGAGACUUUGGGAAGUGUCCAUAACUAUUCUGCUCUCCCACAGCCCUCAUCUGCUCUGAAGCGCACGAGCUCCGUCGGUUACAAUAAUCCCCCGUUAACGUCACAGAAUGCCCGCCGAACCUCCCUGUUGAACUCAGCUAGCAGGCCUCAGCAGCCGAACUUCGCUCGUGCUUCCUCUGGGGGGCCACUAGGUGCCGAUGCUGGCCUUUCGUCCGUUCGCCGUUCUAUGUCGACCAACUUGUUCCAUGGGGCUAGUGCGGGUCGACAAAGCUUUGCGCCUGGCUCUCUUCCAUCGAAUCCCGCGUCACAAAGUUUACAGCGCCGAAGCAGUGUCUUCUCCCGACCGUCCACGGGGGGACCCCAUGGCCACCAGUCUUUUUUCAAUCAAGUACCUGCCGUGGCGGGUGUCCCGCGAGACCCCCGACCGCUUCGAGAUCGGACUUUCCAAGCGCGCAUUGGACACGAGUUGUUAGAGUACUUGACUAAUAAUCAGUUUGAGUUGGAGAUGAAACAUUCUUUGGGUCAGAAUACCCUCCGUUCACCGACCCAAAAAGAUUUCAACUACAUCUUCCAGUGGCUGUACCAUCGUAUUGACCCGGGGUACAAAUUUCAAAAAGCCAUGGAUUCCGAAGUGCCCCCUAUCCUUAAGCAGUUGCGUUAUCCUUAUGAAAAGGGCAUUACCAAGUCACAAAUUGCAGCCGUCGGUGGCCAGAAUUGGUCAACAUUCCUUGGUAUGCUACAUUGGUUGAUGCAGUUGGCACAGAUGAUGGAGGGCUAUGUACAGGGACAAUACGACGAGGCUAGCGCAGAGGUUGGUGUUGAUGUUACAGGUGAUCGGAUUAUCUUUCGUUUUCUUACUGAGGCCUAUCACGACUGGCUUCAGGGUGGUGAGGACGAGGACGAUGAGACGGCAGAGCAGCGAUUGGUCCCGCACAUUGAAAAUAUGUCGCAAGAAUUUGCCCGUGGCAAUGAGCGUUUUGUACAGGAAAUGAAGGCGCUUGAAACAGAAAACCGAGCCCUUAGGGAACAGAUCGAAGAAAUGGAGAGGAACGCGCCCGACAUGGCUAAGCUAGAUAAGCACUUUCGAAUCUUGGAAGACGACAAGAGGAAAUUUGAAGAUUAUAAUCAGAACGUUAAGGGAAAGAUUGACAAAUAUGAGACUCGCAUCAAAAUUCUCGACGCCGAACUCCAGAAAACUGAUGACGACCUUCAAACAGUCGAGGCUGAGCGCGUUGAUCUCCAAGCUAGUGUGGAUCAACAGGGCAUCACCAUUCAAGAUAUUGAUCGCAUGAACUCCGAACGCGAGCGUCUUCAAAAGAGUCUUGAAGAUACAAUGGCUCGCCAGGAAGAGGCGCAUGCGCGGGUCAUGGAGAAAGAGUCGGAAGCCAGCCAAAAGCUGGAAGACUUGGAACAAAUUGUCAAGACCUACAAUACUCUUGGCUAUCAAGCCAGCUUGAUUCCCUCUUCCGCGGUAAACGCUAAGGGUCAAGAGUUCGAACUACAAUUGAUUGUCAACGAAAACAACUUUGCUACCAGCCAGAUUGGUGGUGGACCCAACCGAAUUCCGUCCGAGGGUGAUCGCCUAUUAGCAGAACCUUUCGUUGGAUAUCACCCGGCACAUCUACUAAAUCUCGACCUCCGAGGCUUUGUGCGCAACAACCUACAAUCUCUCCGUAAGGAAAUCAACGAGCGACGGAAAAGAGGGAUCGACGAUGACCUGGAGCGCCGCAAUCUACUUGAUAACAUUAAGGAGGCGAUGGACGAGAAGCGAAGUGAAGUCGAGGCAUUGGAACACCGACGCCGGGCAGCAGAAGCGGAGUUCGAACAAACCAAGGAAAUUACUACCACUCAGAAACUUGCUUCUGACGCUCAAAUUGAGAAAAUGGAAAAGGAGCUUGCCAAGAUGCGCGCCACCCUUAGUGAAAGUGUCCAAUUGAUGGAACAGCGCGAGAUGAAUACCAAUAUUGAACAUGAACAACUCACCUUACGGGCCAAUGCACUUCGAGAGGAAUUACACACUAAAGUGGAAACCAUGCUCAACGAUGUCAUCCAAUUCAAGCUUCACGUUCAGAAGAGCCUAGAAAACUAUGAGAGCUUUGUGGUUGAAGAGGUAGAGCAGGAGUUAGGAGGCGAAAUGGAACCAGAGGAGGAAGAAUUAUGA